Molecule: messenger RNA, 6939 nt
Organism: Oryzias melastigma (Indian medaka)
Lineage: Eukaryota; Metazoa; Chordata; Actinopteri; Beloniformes; Adrianichthyidae
Gene: espl1
Product: extra spindle pole bodies like 1, separase
Exons: 32
Coding region: 181-6606 (2141 amino acids)
Biological process (GO): proteolysis; meiotic chromosome separation
Cellular component (GO): nucleus; mitotic spindle; cytoplasm
Molecular function (GO): protein binding; cysteine-type endopeptidase activity
Source: RefSeq, a predicted model, not a curated record
AAGUCUUUCAAAAAAGAAAAAAAGCCGCCGCGCGCGUUACGGUUAGGACGCAGGACGCUCGUUAAAUUCACCGAAUAACAACCUGCUUUUUGAAAGGUACUUUCAGGGGCCAUGAAUUUAACUUUUUGUUGAAAUAAAUAAAGUAUUUCCUGCAAACGGAGGACGCCUGAGAGAGUAGAAAUGAAGUGUCUGAAGGUGGAGGAGUAUAUUAAACAGACCGGCACCGCCGAAGAGACCAGACAUUUAAUCCAAGAACUACAGAAACACGUCAACUCUCAUCUCGGACUCCAGGGCCGAACCCUGUGUGACCGGGUCAUCCGGGCCUGUAACCACCAGCUUGGAGUUGGACCUCCAGACUCUGAGCACAUCGGUCUGUUGGUGAAGCUGGUGGAGCUGUCUGUGUUCGGCUAUGAUCGCUGUGUGGCCGCUGAAGCUCAGAGCAGUCCGCUGUACAUGGAGAAAAUCCUCUUCCACAUCGUGAAGAAGCUGAGUUCUCUGAAGGCUCCUGCUCUGAGCGGCCAUGUCGCUGCUCUGCUCUUUAACAGGCUGUCUCCAACACAGCAGGUCCAGGACGAUCACGGCGUUCUGGUGCGAAGCUGCUUCUCCGUUCUCUGGAACGAACUCUCUGCUGCCAAAGACGAGAAGCUCCUUCCUCCUCAAAACAGACUCGGCUUCCAGUUGCAAGCGUUGAGUUUCCUCCUGCUGGACGUGGACGCUGCUGCAUCUUUUUCCUCUAAAGCUCCAAAGUACACCGAGGAGGCCAUGGUGGAGUUUGAGCGCAGCUGUGGAUCAGUGACGCUGGAGGAUGCUGCGUUUGUUCUACAGGAAAUGACCGAGAUAUUCAACAGGACGACCAGCUCCGUUCAGGCCCGUCAGGGAAGCGAUUUACAGACAUUCAACCUUUACAUCCUUUCUGAGAUGAUGUUGCUCGCCGUGAAGAUGCUGUGCAGAGCUGGACACCACAGCCUGGCGCUCGGCUUCCUGAAUGAGAUGGAGGUGAAGGUGUCGGAGCGUGUCGGCCGCCGCUGCACGCCGCUGGUGCUGGGGAAAUGGGCAGUAACAGCUCACUCAGAAAUGACGGCGGGCCGGCAGAAUGGCCAGCCUUUCACAGAGUGUGCUAGAGAGCUGAGGUCCCUCCCAGGUGAGGUGGGGGGGCAGGCGCUCCUGGAGGGGUGCGGUCUGGUUUUGUGGGCCGUUGAAAGCAGGAGUGAGAAGGGACUGAGUGGACCGGUGCUCCUCGCUUUCUAUUCUUUUCUGGAGGAGUACCAAGAGCGGAUCCUGAAAAUGUUGGACAAGACUUCAUCAAACCAUCUGGACACCCGGAGACUGCAGCAGACGCUGUGCUUCAGCAUUUACCAGAGCUUUGUGUUUGCUUAUGAGAGCAUGCUCGCAUCGCAGCUGGAGGACCCCGACCUCCUGCAGAGAGUCCUCCUCUACUGCCAGUCUACAGCCGGACUGUUGAUGAAAGAACUUCGGACGUUGGCGAAUGAGAAUCUCUUCACUAAAACAGUGGUCGCUGUGAGCAACAUAGCGUGUGGUUUGUACAACCGUCACCUGUACGAUCAAGCCUUCACCACCGUGGAGAUCCUCUGCCGAGAGCUCUGCCAAGACCACACUGCAGCGCUGUCUGUCGAUAGACUGAACCGCCCCUUCAUGCUGGCCGUGCAAACGUCCCGCCGGGCCGGGCAGCUGGACCGGGCCCUGCAGUGGGUGAUUCUGUGGCUGAAGGCUCUCGGAGACGACGUCACCGCCAACAUGUCGGAGCCCGUGUCUCUGUGGGUCAAAACCAAGACCGACGCCGUCAGUAAUGCAGAUGAAGACAUCAGACUCAGAACGUUGCGUGAUGGCUUCGGUCCGGAUGUUCCCGACGAACACGUCAUGCUUUGCCUUUUGGAGGAGGAGUUGCGUGCGUACAAGAAUCUCCCCAGAGACACGGCCCAGGAGCGCUACAACACUCUGUGUGACCUCCUGGACAUCUGCGGCGAGGACGGUUCUCACCGCCACCUCCGAGCCGUCUACCUGUGUGAAAUGGCUCAGGUCGUCUGCUUCCAGGACUUUGGAGAACACACGGACUGCGCUGCAGUGGAUUUCACACGAGAAGCUCUGCGUCUUCUUCAAGACGAACUCGAGACUCCGGAGAAUUCUGACCGACUGAAGGACGACAAAGCCCACGCAGAACUUUGGCUUUUUAUCUGCAGUUUGGAGAAACGUCUUCAAGAGGCGAUGGAGAGCGACCGGAAGCAGAGAGAGCUGCGCGAUCAGACGCCGUGUGUGAACGCUCAGAUUGGAAACAAUGAUUUUGACUUUGAAGAGAAGCAGAAGAUGCACGACAGCAGUCUGGUCUAUGAAGGUCUCCAUUUCAACCUGGCUGCAGAAAAAGAGUUGUGCCAGCCGUUGGAGAGAGCUCUGGAUAUGUGGUCAGUUCUUCUCAAAAAUGGAGCUCAGCCUUCGGUUCGAAACAUCAAACAGACCUGCAGCUCCGUCGCCGUGGCUGCAGCUCUCUUCAGACUCAUGGGGAAGCCUCUGAAGGCUUUGGAAGCGUUCCGAUGUGCGGCCGAGUUUUGCCGCCGCUCUGCUGAUGCUCUGGGUUGUGCCGCCGCUCUCGGUCAGUCGGUCAGCGUCCUCCUGGAUUUGGGGAGCCCAGAACUGGCUUUGGCUCAGCUUGAGGAAGCAGAGAAGAUGUUGUCUUCAGAUUCCACUGAAGGUUCUUCAUCUGUCGCAGUGCUGCUCAUCCUGCUGAAAGCUCAGUACUUUUACAGUAUUGGACAGGUUGACCGUGGAGUUCCAUGUCUGUGCGAGGUGCUUAAAGAGGUCAAUGAUGUCAAACAGUCAAAGAAGUGGUACUUGCUGCGUGCUCAGACGCUGCAGGUCUGCAGCUCUUAUCUGAAUCUGGACGCUGCUCAGCUACCGCAAACGCAGCGGAGCCUCAUCACGGAACACGGCAUCAGAACUCCAGAUGCUGCUCUGUAUGAAAGCCUGAAGCUUCUCUGCAGCCUGCUGGUCACCCUGGUAGGAAAAGGUCUCUAUGGCAACAACGGCAGCAGCUCAGAUGUGCGCUUCAUCCAUCAAGGAGACAACCUGCUGCUGAAAUGGCAGCUGCUGUCAGACCUGCUGAGCUGCUCCAGGAAGACGGUGGCGUUACGCAGCAGCUGCGGCGCCGUCAGCGACGCCAGACUUCAGUGCCUGGAAGCCCUGAAGCUGGCCAUCAAGCUCCAAGCACUGAGCCAAUGUGCCGAGUUACUCGUGAUGAAAGCCGAGCUGGAGCUGAUGCACGAGGAACGAGAGGAAUGCAGGACCGAUUUGGACCUGGUCAGAAACCUCCUGGAACGCUGCACAGAUUUUUCUGCUCAGGUUCAGCGGACAGACGUGAAGAUCAAACCAAGGAAAGGUCGUCCAGCCAGAAAGCCUCCGUCUUCUCUUCCAAACGUGGAGGACGAUCUCAAGAACAUCCUGAGCACCAGGUGGAUCAGCAAAGACGCCGUGGUGGAGGAUGCGGUCUCCUCCCCGCCGUUCAAAGCUCCUCCUCGCAGCUGGCUGUCCUGCCUCACUCACGACGCCGGCUGUGGGUGUCCGUGCUGCUCCGAGCCCGCGCUGGGCCGCUGCACCGCUCGCUGGGCCGCCGCUCAGGCGGAUCUGGUUCUGAAGCAGGAUCCUAUGGAGGAAAGAGUCGGCGCUAAACUCCACUUGACGACUUUGUCCCGAUGCAAGAGCGUCAGCAACCAGCUUAAGAGGAGGCUGUGUGAGCUGUUUCCGUCACGCCUCAGAGCCUGCAGACCCGCUCUGAUGCAGGACGUCGUGAGCCGCGUCUACCUGAGCAUGGCCCUCGCCAGGCUGGAGACGGGGCACCGAAAGUCCUGCGGUCUGUGGAAGAUCCUGGAGGCCGGCCUGGCGUUUGUGGAUUCUCAGCCGUCUCCCGCUCUCCGCCCUGUGAAAGCCGGCAUUCUGGGAGCUAAAGCGAUGGCGUCCCUGAUGGUCCUGGCUGCCCAAAACAACUGCAGCCCUGAGGAACUCUGCUCAGGUGUCUGGACCUGGAACUCACCUGAGCAGCAUAAAGACGUUAAAACGAAGCAGCAAAAGGGAGUUUCUUCAGCAAAGAGCAAAGCAGAAACGGCAGCUUUUAAAGACAGAAAAAAAGUCAAAAUCCUGAAACCUGUGAUCCACGUGAGCGGCUCCUCCCCUAAAGACAAAGGUCUGGUUCCCAUGACUCCAGUAAUCACCAAGUCCAAACCCUCCACUGGAGACCGCGCCUCCUUCGACUUCAACACGGCGGUCCCUACGCUGACCUGUACCCCAAUCCAGAGGGUCAGAUGCCCUCCGUCAGCCCAGAAAGCGCCGAGAACCUGCCCCAAGCUGAACUUCCACGUGUUUGAGGAGGCUUCACCUGUGCAGGAGAAAGUCCCCGCCGUGCCCGCCGCCCCAAAACGGACAAAGAAAUCCCGCUUCAAGGUGGAGUUUAGUGAUGAAAGUGACUCUGAAGCAAAAACUGAAAAAGUGGACAAAGGAAAAAACGAUCUUCCAAAAAGACGAAACACCAGAAAAGCUGCAGCCAAACCCAAACCCGCUGCAGAGACCGUCCCGCCCAGGAGGCAGCCGCAGAGGAAGAGGAGCACGGCAACUUCUGCUGCUACCUCCUCUGAGGACGAGGUUCUGACCCGACUGCCAACCUCCACCAGAACCGGAAGGACCAGAAAGCAGACGUCCAAACAUGUGGAGGAACCAGAGUUCAUGAGGACCAUCGAAGAAGAACUGGACGAGGUUCUGGACAUGAGCAUCGAGCAGCUGAGAACGUCAGACGCUGAGACUGAAGCUUCCAGUCGAGACGUUGACUUGGAGGUGUUGCGGAGGGACGUCUGCUGUAACCUGGACAGAGAAGAGUUCUGUGAAAUGAGGGGCGGAGGUCGGCCAAGAGAGGAAUCGAACCUCCACAUCUCCCAGACGGACAACAAGCCAGCCGAUCUCUCUCUGGAGGAAGUUCAGUCGCAGCUCCGCUCAGCCUGGUUGACCCUCCAGCACUUCCCCUGUCCCACCGUCUACCCCGGCCUCUGUGGGCUCCUGGCUCUGACUGUGGGGCAGCGAGACCCCCAAACGACAGCGAUGUUACACGUUCAGUCUUUGGGAGUCUCCAGUCGGCACCGAACACUCAGGCAUCUAUUCAGCUCUCUCCAACGUCUGAAGAAGGCCUCCACGGAGCUGACGGAGAGGAUGGACUCUCUGAGUCUGGAUGAAGGUUCCCGCGUUCCCGCUCCUCCUGCUGAACAGAGGCGGAGUCAGAUGGAGAGAAUCUUCUCCUUCCCCGCCGCCGACCUGCCGUCUUUCCCUCACAAACACUGCCAAGACCUGAUGGACCAGAUCCAGUCUCUUCCUGCAGGCGUGACGGCGUGUCUGCUGUCGGUGGGCGGGGUCAAACCUCUGGGAAUGGACAACAGUGUGAUGCUGACCCGUCUGGAGAAAGGUUCUGAACCCGUCACUCUCCACAUCUCCUCCUCUAAACAGCAGGUCAAAAUCAGUCGGCUGCUGCAGGAAAUGGACAACAUUCUGUCGGAGCAGAAAGUGGUGAGCUGCGUGGCGGAGAAAGCCGCGUGGUGGGAGGGCCGGCGUGCUCUGGACUCCAGAGUUCAGCUCCUGCUGAAGGAGAUGGAGGAGUUUCUGGGAUGCUGGAAGAGCUUUCUCCUUCCUCUGACCACGGAUCCACAGCUCUCCAUUCAGACCCAGCUGCUCCAUAAAGCUCUGUCUGCCAGAGGAGUGACCGUCAGUGAGGAGAUGCUGAAGGCUGUCCUCUCAGCAUCUCCUGUGCUUUCUGAGGAGGAUCUUAAAAGAUUCACUCUGGGACUUUCAAAAUGGGACACGGAGUGUGAUCGUCUUCUUCAAGCUGCGACCUCACAGCUGCUGGAGAGGGAAGAACCCCGAGGUCACGUGGUCCUGAUCCUAGACAAGUUCCUCCAGAAGUUGCCGUGGGAAGCCAUGUCCAUCCUGAAGAGCCAGUCGGUCAGCCGGAUGCCGUCUCUGCACUCGCUGCUGGGACUGAGCGUUCAGAGAGAGGCGGACUCCCGCUCUGUCUUGAGCUCUGGUGUGAACACCAGGAAGGUCUUCUACGUUCUGGACCCCGACGCCAAUUUAAAGAACGCCCAGGAUCGAUUCAAGGAGUGGUUUUCCAGUAAACCGGAGUGGCAGGGUGUGUGUGGAGUUCCUCCUGACUCGGGACAGCUGGAGGAAGCUGUCGCUACCAAAGAUUUAUACAUCUACGUGGGCCACGGAGCCGGCGCCAGAUUCCUGGACGGCCAUUCCGUCCUGAAGCAGCAGAUGAGAGCCGCCUCUCUUCUGUUUGGAUGCAGCAGCGCUGCGUUAGCUGUGAGGGGCAACCAGGAAGGCCAGGGCAUCCUGCUCAACUACCUGAUCGCCGGAUGUCCCUUCAUUUUGGGCAACCUGUGGGAUGUGACUGACAGGGACAUUGACCGCUUCACCAAAGCCCUGCUGGAGUCCUGGUUAUCUGCGGGGUCGGGAGCGUCUAUCCUGGAGUUCAUGAGUUCCUCGCGUCAGGCCACAAACCUUAAACACCUGAUAGGAGCGGCGCCUGUGGUCUACGGCCUGCCGGUCCACCUGCAGUAGGACUGAGGCUGCAGCCCAACGAUGUUCACUCCUGUCGUUGUUGAGCGACGUUAUGGAGUCAUUUCCUUUGAACAGAUUUUUGACUUUUACUAAUGUAUAAAUUGUAUUUAAUUCAACUUUUUUUAUUUUUUAAACUAUUUUUAAUACUGAAAAUGAUUCCAAUGGUUUUGUAAAAAUGUUUUUAACAAAUGGAUCACUUUUUGAAUAAAUGUUUAUGGAUAUUUACUUGUUUUUCAGAAAUUAUUGAGAUGCUAAAACAGCAUUUACACUGUAGGAGCUAAAAUGAUGUGGCUACUUCUUUGUUUUUGGUUUAUUUUCUUGAAAGUGAAAAAA